Messenger RNA from Pocillopora damicornis (cauliflower coral), 1611 nucleotides. Its product is annotated as kelch-like protein 4. Gene Ontology annotation, molecular function: protein binding. The record is from RefSeq and is a predicted model, not a curated record. Lineage: Eukaryota; Metazoa; Cnidaria; Anthozoa; Scleractinia; Pocilloporidae.
CAACCUAACAUGGAUUCCUUCCAAGCCAAGGACAAGACUUGGCUCGGAGUAGAGGCGCUUUUGUCUGAUUUGCAAAAUUUAAUCGACGAUCGGGACUCUGCAGAUGUGUUGUUUCUAGUAGGCCAUGAUGAAACUGCAAUAUACGCUCACAGGCUUAUACUGGUAACAAGAUGUAAACAUUUCCAAAAUAGAAAACGAGAGCUGUGGUCUUCUAAAGCGGUUCAUUCACAGUUGACCGUGAGAAAGCCCGAAUUCCGACCUGAUGUGUUCCGCGAGGUUUUGAAGUUUUUGUAUACCGGAAAGGUUGAACUUCACAGUCGCACAGCCUUUGAAAUGCUGAGAAUAGCAGAGGAUAUGGAAAUAACUGAUUUACAGUUAGCCUGUGAACAGUAUUUUAUGGACAAUCUGAGUACUGAAAGUGCUUCAGAAUUUCUAGCAGAUGCAAUGUCGCUUUCCAGGGGAUUCAAUGCAAGAGGCAUGUCUUCACUUGUAGAUAAAUGCAUUGGAUUUAUGGAGGAAAAUGCUGAAGAGGUUGUAAAAACUGAAGGGUUUCUUCUCCUUCCUAAACCAGCAAUGAUCAGACUUGUGUCAAGUGAACAGUUUGCAGUGUCAGAAGAAGAGCUUUGGCGAGCUGUUCUGCUUUGGGCAAAAAGGGGAACUGGGGUAAACAAGCCAACCAGUCAAUGGACAGAAGAGGAGAACAAGAAGAUUAAAGAGGCAAUGUCAGGUGUUAUUGAACACAUCAAACUGCUGUUGAUUGACAGCAGUGUGUACGCUGAAGAAGUGGAACCAACUGGAGUAGUCCCUAUGGAGGUGUCUUUAGAAAGGUAUCGCUUUGCAGCAGUGCCGACCCAUUUCAGAAAAGCCGAGGAUCCCCGUUUAAGACCAAGAGCUUCUCAAAAGUUGUUCCAUGGUUCAACUUUACUAACAAAGGACUGCCUCAAAUUUCAAAACAUGCUCAAUACUUGGUUUGGGAAUGAAUAUCAGGAAUGGCAGUUACUUUACAAAGCUUCAAAGGAUGGCUUUUCGGCUGUAGCAUUUCAUACAAAGUGUGAUGGACAUUCACCCACAUUUACAGUUGUUCUUGGAACAAAUGGAAAUGUUUGUGGUGGAUUCAGUGAUCAGCCAUGGAGAAGUGAUAUUCCUCGUGGAAAAUACAUGCCAUCUGAAAGGGCAUUUUUGUUUACACUGGUGAAUUCUGAAGGUGUUCCUCCAACCAAGUAUGAUGUAACACAUCCUAAAUAUGCUACUCUACAUCAUCCAAGAUAUGGACCCAUGUUUGGGGCAGGGGCAGAUCUGUGUAUCAGUGAUGAGUGUCAUGAGAGGCCUGAGUCCUACUCAAACUUACCUCACUCCUAUGAUGGUCCCCAGGCCUCAACCAGUCUUCUCAUGGGAGACUACAACUUCACAGUAAAAGACUAUGAAGUGUUUGGUUUGAAGGCAGAGCCACUUUAUGAAAGAGUCUAAUGAGUGGAGCCAGAAAAAGAUGUUUUACAUGUAACUAGAAAGAUAAUCUUUUCAUUAGUGAUGUAACAAAUUUCUACAUGAAUCAUGUUACCUCGAGAAGGCAGAUCAAUAUCAGUAUCUGGGCAACGGCCCACCUACCCCUCC